AUGCUUGGUGUGGAAAUGUACCCUAGUUUGGCCCUGGGACCUCAAAGACUGGGUGACUGCUUUUACAGAGAUCGCGAGCCCUCUACCCAUGUGCCUUUAUACCCAAACACGUGCGACCUGGCUGCUCGUGGCCUUCCCCCUCGGCUGCUGCAGCCCCCUCCUCCCACCGCCGAUCCAUCUGGGAAUCCUCAGGAUACUGUCAAAAUGGAACUUGAAAAUGGAUCACUGUGGAAACAGUUCAGUUCAGUUGGCACAGAGAUGAUUGUUACAAAGAAGGGCAGGAGAAUGUUCCCACAGCUGCGCGUGAAGCUGUCAGGACUGAACCCAACACUGCGUUACAUUCUUCUUUUAGAUAUUGUACCAGUUGAUUCCUCUCGCUACCGUUUCCAAGACAACAGUUGGCAGGUAGUAGGUGGAGCAGAGGCUCGGUUGCCAGACCGCGUCUUUAUCCACCCAGACUCACCCGCAACUGGAGAGCACUGGCAGAAUCGCACCAUAUCCUUCCACCGGGCCAAACUCACGAAUAACACGUUAGAUGCACAAGGAUAUGUCAUCCUCCACUCACUGCAUCGAUACCAGCCACGCAUUCAUGUGAUAGAGGCCCGAGACGUGUUGAUGUGGGGAAGAGCUCAGCACUCUUUCACCUUUCCUGAAACACAGUUUAUUACCGUCACUGCAUAUCAGAACACCAAGAUCACUGACCUAAAGAUCAACUCCAAUCCUUUCGCAAAAGGCUUUAGAGAGAACGGAAUGAACUGCAAGAAACAAAGAGAGGCACGGUUAAAGAGGAAAAUCACAUCCAAUCAAGAGGACUCCUUGGAUAUUGAAUCUUGUGACCCUUGUGAUUCCACUGAGCUCCUCCCACAAUCUGUGGAACUCACAAACUCCACCAUCUCCAUGAUGAACACUGCCCUCCCUAUUAUGGGCUCCAGUUUUAACACAGACGUACCAUCUCUGCCAGAAGAAACAUUCUCUGGCCAACCACUUGUCCUCAGUCAAGCAUUUUUGACUUCUGAAGUGUCUGAGAUUCCCUCCACAAUGGAGAACCAACAACAACUAACCUCAGAAAACAAUGUAAACAACACACUGAUGGAUGAGUCUGGUCAAAUGAUGGGCCAUUCAGGAUACAUGUCAAGAUUUCCAACCCCCCAGCUCAGCUCCUCGGCACAAUCAGGACCUAUGCCUCAGUCGUCUUCCAUCUAUUCUGCAGUGUCCUCCACUCAUCAUUCUGAUCUUGAGCUUCCACACUCCUCCACAACUGCCUCUCCACCCUCUAUGUCCACAUAUUCCUCUAUGCUUUCAUCAGAUUAUAAUUCUCAAAUUUCCUCCACAACUAUCCCCACCUCUACAACCUCUCCUCUUGGCUCUUCUUACCCUUCUAUCUCUCACUCCACUCCUUCGCAUCUUCUCCCCUCUUCAUCAUAUUGCUCUCUUCUGACAUCAGAUCAAUCCCAGGACAACCUUAGUCCUCAUACACCUACAAAUCCAACUUUCCAGUCUAUUCCAUCUUCCUCUUGUCAAGGUUCUGGGUUAACUAUUGACCCUACUCAAAAUCAGGUAGAUGAUGGUGGAUUAAGCUCCACCAGUGCAACAACAACCCCGGUUAUUCAAAACUCAUCCCAAACAUCCUUUCCCUUUCCACCGAUGCAGUCUUCAACCGAUCGUGACCCAACAUCUCCUCCAUGCCAAAGCCUACCCCAGACUGCUCUCUCCUUCCCAGCUGUGCCACAGUGCAACCCUAACACCAAUCCCACCCCAUCUGACCCAAACAUGACUCCAACUGCUUUUCCAUUUCCUCCUUCUGCACAGUCUACCCCUAACACCAUGAUGACUCCUUCCAAUUCAGACAUGACUGUCCAUCCCUUUGCCUCUGUUCAACAGAAUCAUAGUCUACACCUAAAUACUGCGGAACCUACUCAAAAUCCAGCAGCUUGUUCUUUUCCACUUCCCCAACCAGUAUAUACCUCAGGUCUGAGCACUCUCUCAGCAGUUCCAAAUCCAAUUUAUUCAACAGCUGGACAUUUUUCUUUCCCACCUACCAAUGUUAUCAAUCAAGGUCCAAUACAAGCUGUUUCCAGCACACUUCAGCCCACCACAGCAUACCCAAUGCAGCCAUUUCCUACAUCUUUAUCUAAACACAACCCUCCUGGGUCAAACCCCUUUCCAUCAUCCCACACAUCUUACCCCUUCUCUACUCAUAUUCAAUCUGGUCCACAUCCUCUCCAGAGCAUGGCUCUGCCCUCAUCCAACUCAAUUCAUAGUUACACAGCAAUUUCUAACACUGCCCAAAUUCAACCUUGCUUUACACAGUCAUACCCUAAUCCCUCCUUCCCUCACAUUCCACCCCAGGCCGCAAACCUUUCUCAGAUCUCAUCUCAGUCCUUUCCUCCCAUUCAGCCAUCAAACACCUCUCAGUUAGUGCACCCUUCUAUCCCCUCAGCCCAUCCACAAUGCACUGCCUCUACGAAUGCAUACCCUGCUGUUGCUCCCACUGAGAUAGGCACCUUCUCACAACUGAAUUCUGCUGCCCCCUAUCUACCAGAUAUGGUACUGCACCCUUCUUUGCUCCCUCCUCUGGAUACCUCUCUCUCCUCUUCAGCUCCCCCAUCCCUUUAUAACCCCUUUCCUGCCUACUCACUGCGUCUUUGCCAGGACCCACGGUCUUCGCUGCAUUUACCUCUCAGGCAUAUUUAUAGGCAGCCACAGCAUGCCCAUGCUCAUGGUCAGGGGUCUUACUUUGAUCUUGGAGGAAGAGGAGUAUUCUGA
Messenger RNA from Triplophysa dalaica, 2766 nucleotides. RefSeq names its product T-box transcription factor 6 (gene tbx6). Bases 1 to 2766 code for a protein of 921 amino acids. Gene Ontology annotation, cellular component: nucleus. The transcript has 8 exons. Gene Ontology annotation, molecular function: DNA-binding transcription factor activity, RNA polymerase II-specific; RNA polymerase II cis-regulatory region sequence-specific DNA binding. The record is from RefSeq and is a predicted model, not a curated record. Gene Ontology annotation, biological process: heart looping; regulation of transcription by RNA polymerase II; vasculogenesis. NCBI's taxonomy places the organism in Eukaryota, Metazoa, Chordata, Actinopteri, Cypriniformes, Nemacheilidae.